Molecule: messenger RNA, 891 nt
Organism: Mugil cephalus (flathead mullet)
Lineage: Eukaryota; Metazoa; Chordata; Actinopteri; Mugiliformes; Mugilidae
Product: G-protein coupled receptor 4-like
Exons: 3
Coding region: 1-891 (296 amino acids)
Biological process (GO): positive regulation of Rho protein signal transduction; phospholipase C-activating G protein-coupled receptor signaling pathway
Cellular component (GO): membrane
Molecular function (GO): G protein-coupled receptor activity
Source: RefSeq, a predicted model, not a curated record
AUGGGAUAUUUCAACAACAGCACCACAUGGAACGAAAGUCAUGAUGAAAACAUCAACACCUUCAACGACACUGACCACAACGAUUUCAUGUUCUGCACAAUGAAUGGAUGUUCUAGUGGUAAAGAGGCAUUUGUCUCAUACGUUAUUACAUGGAUCAUUGUCUGCAUCAGCCUUCCUUUGACCCUACUGGCCAUCUACUCACUGUGUUUUCUGGUCAGAAAGGAUCACGGUGCUCCAGUGUACAUCAUCAACCUCCUCAUUUCUGAUCUGGUUCAGCUCCUCUGCAUGACUAGUGGUGUGGCGUACAUUGGGUUGCUGUGGGUUGUUGAUUUUAUUUAUUAUCAUGGUCUGUUUACCAGCGUUGGCUUCAUGGUGUGUAUCUCCCUAGAAAGGUAUUUGCUCAUCGUCUGGCCGCUGUGGUACAGAUUCAGAAGAACCAUCAAGACCUCUGUGGUGGUCUGUGUCCUAGUCUGGAUCCUUCCUCUUGUUUAUUUCCUGACAUACAUUUUUGAUGAUCAGGUCAAAAAAUACGUCGCUGCCAUCUACAUCCUCCUCCCCCUCCCUCUGUUCAUCCUCUUCCUGGGUGGGACUCUUAAAGCCCUGUCUGCAUCCAUCAGUGUCUCCUCUGAUGAAAAACGAAGAAUUGUGGCAGUUUUGGUCGUAUUGCUGCUCAUUUACAUACUGCUGUUCCUGCCAACUGCCAUUUGGUUUCUGGCAAGUAAAAUAAUAAGAGUUCACUUCUGGAUUUUAUCUGACAUUCUCAUUCAGCUGAGUCCUCUUGCAGACUUGAUUUUGUACAUUUUCAUGAUGAAAGGAGCCACAGACAAGAUUUUGGCCUCACUGUGUUGUUGCAGAAUGCAGAUUCAGGAAUCAACAGAAUUAACAGCAUGA